Molecule: messenger RNA, 768 nt
Organism: Echinostoma caproni
Lineage: Eukaryota; Metazoa; Platyhelminthes; Trematoda; Plagiorchiida; Echinostomatidae
Source: the annotation of a GenBank genome assembly
AUGUUCCCCAAAACGGCGGCAUCGGAGUUCACCAUUCCUCAAUCCAGUCUAGACAUCUUGCAUACAACCCCAAAUCAAGCGGACUAUUCGGGUAAGGAAAUCAUCUGUGCGUGUCCGGAAUUUCAUUCUCCAUGGCCCACAUUACCAACACUAGCACCAAUGAGUGUUAACGCAUUAUUUUGGACGUAUCAUACUCUGUUACAGAGCCGUAUAGAUAAGGAUUGGUAUUCAUUUCGUCCGAAGGCGAGUUCACCAGUCACUAAGACUGAAUCCCGACGACAAACAACAGUUCCAUCGACUGUCAGUACGACCACACCUGCGUCCUUUUGGUCUCAUAAAGUGCAUAUCAUGGGCAGGGAAAGGAAGACAGCAACCCAGACAGAAUGCCAGAAGGGUUCGGAUGAAACGAUUCGCUCACUUCCGACCUACUCCAAAUGGACGGAGAAACGCAAUACAAUGUCCUAUUUGGCAGUCAAAGCUGCACGCGGGCGUGUAUCUUCUCAAUCGAUCCAUUCGCAAUCAAGUGGGGCCACUGCAUUCGAACGGAUCGUGCCAACUGCACGCGUACUGGCCCGAAUGGCCCGUAUCCCGAAUCUGAUUGGUCCAUACGUGUGUCGAUUGUGCGAAGAGGAAUUUGGCGAUCCGUUCAAAUUGGCCGCUCAUCGUUGCCCAUACAUAUUGCACACAGACUAUCGCUGUCCAGAUUGCGAAAAGGUGAGUUCACAAUUAGCUGUUCGUAUUUACCGUGUCCAUUCAUGCGCGAGAUGA